Lingula anatina is the source of this 780-nucleotide messenger RNA. RefSeq names its product scavenger receptor cysteine-rich domain-containing protein DMBT1-like. NCBI's taxonomy places the organism in Eukaryota, Metazoa, Brachiopoda, Lingulata, Lingulida, Lingulidae. The record is from RefSeq and is a predicted model, not a curated record. Gene Ontology annotation, cellular component: membrane.
AUGGUUCACUACGUAUAUAAGUUUACAGGGAAAAAGAUCCGUUUAGUAGGAGGAGGGGGUGGCAGCAUAGGUCGUGUGGAGGUUUAUCAUAAUGGCCAGUGGGGGACAGUUUGUGACGAUAGUUUUGACAACACGGAUGCCCAAGUUGUAUGCCGUAUGCUGGGAUACAGCCCAUACAAUGCCAUAGCCUACUCGAGCGCCAGGUUUGGUCAAGGCCGUGGUCCGAUAUGGCUGGAUGACCUGCGCUGUAGAGGCUACGAGUCCAGUGUAUUUGAUUGCUCUCACCAAGGUCUGGGUAAACACAACUGUGGACAUAGUGAAGAUGCUGGGGUGUCAUGCUACAAUGAUACAGAUCUAUCGGUUACCACGGCGUAUUCAGAAGAAACCACGGCAGCAAACGAAAUAACAACUGAAAUGCCAGAAACAACUACACACGACCCCUGUUCCCAAAACCCCUGCCAGUAUGGUGGUACAUGUAUACGUACUAACAGUUACUAUUGGCCGUACACUGGCUACAGAUGUAACUGUCCUUACUACCGUACUGGGCAAAAGUGCGAGUACGGUGCUUAUGGAUACCAAGAAACCACGGCGGCAAACGAAAUCACAACUGAAAUGCCGGAAGCAACAACAUACGACCCCUGUUCCCGUAACCCCUGCCAAUAUGGCGGUACAUGUGUACGUACCAACCGUUACUAUUGGCCGUACACUGGCUACAGAUGUAACUGUCCUUACUACCGUACUGGGCAAAAGUGCGAGUACAGCGCUUACGGAUACCAAUGA